CUGGUGUUGGUGGCCGACCACGAAAAUCACUAAAGACGUCACGCGGAUGGCGUGACCCACCUUUGGCCAAAAUAGUGUCACGAAAUCUAAACAAGAAAUGAACGACACACUCAGUCAUUGUGGUGUGAUUAAUUGUCGGCUAUGAUUUGACUUGGUUUUCAGUUAAAUAAAAAAAGUAACAUUUAUGAAUAGUGAGAGCAUAAAACCAUGUGCGACAGCUCUUAUGUAGCCUCAUUAGCAGCCGACCUUUAGUGUAGCUUUACGGUAGUGUUUUUACAGUGUGACUAAAAAAAAGUGUUCUGGGUUACCUGUGGUGAUACUUUCAUACCUUUUUCCUAGGCGAGCAAUUUCCUCAGUGUUGUUGAGUCCAACUUCUUGGAAAGCACCAAACGCAUCAGCCGACAUCACCUAUACAAAGAAUUUGGAAUUUAGUUGAAGUUUGAUUAGAACUACAAUUCUUAGAAUACUCAAUGGCUUGCGCAGGGGCAUAUCCGGAUUGGUAGCACUGGAUUUUAUUUUAUACUCUAUGGCGCGAAAAUGACAAAAUUCUAACGGUACCGCAGGACUUUUAUCCUCUGUGAUAUGCGGUAACGCUUAAAAAAAGCGUAAUGCGAGAAAAACUUUCCUGAAUAAGGUAUUGGGCUAUAAUUUUAGUAUUGUGGAACGGAAAAUUUGAUUAAGGACCGAGAAAGAAAAUAAAAACUAGACGCUCUUAGAGCGUGAAGUCGGGCUAGCUAUUUUUGAAAAUUGGGAAAGACAGGAUAUUACAUGAUGCGCGUAUAGGAGAACGAUUAAAGGUUUUAAACACAAUAAGAUUAUGAUGUUAUAUUCUAUGUAAAUUAUGGCGUAGAAUAUAUAUUUUUUACUUCUAAUACAUAGUAAAAGCAAGAAUGCGUUACUUUCUCUUUAAUUAAUGUACUGUUAAAAACCGUUUAUUCACAAGAUAAGAUAUUCUUUUGGAAUGCUCUCUGCAACGUCUUCAAAACGAUAGAAAUAUCAAGCCAGAAAAAAAAUAUAUUUCUUUUUUUUUAAAUAUAGCCGAACUCACGUUCUAAUAACGAAACAAUUAUAACAAAUGAAAAAUAUUUCGCUGAUGUGAGUUCCAGUUGAUUUUUGAUAGGCUCCUUUCCAUAUAUCUUUGUAUGAUGUCAUGCUCAAUUAAUUAAAGAAAAAUAUUUUCUUUAAACGUGCCAUCUUAACUUUAAGACUCCUGAAAGUAAAAAAAACCGAAAUUCUGCGCAUGGAUAUCAAGAAAAAAUAAACCGCAUUUAUUCCAGAAUACUAUCUUGGUUUUUAAUGUCUUUUGUGAAAUUGUAAUUUCAAAAUAGUGAAUAAAGGACCUAACAAUAUGUGUGAUAUCUACCUCUAUCUCAACUGAGGCAGAACAGCGCAGUAUGAGUGAUAGACCAUUAGUAUGUUUAUACUAAUGUUUAUUAUUAAAGAGUAUUGUCGCCACUCUCCGAACACACGACUGGUACUAACUCGAUUAGAAGUAGAACUAGAAUAGUAGUCAUUACGUGUUAUUCACGAUAACAUUUUAUUUUCACUGCUGAAAAUACUGAACACAUUCGAGUUUUCUCUAUAUCCUGGAAGUAAAACAGAAUAUUACACCGUCGCUUGGAGAUACGAAUUUUAUCUUCUCGAGUUGAAGAUCUCGUUCACUAAGCUCACUCGUGAGAGAUCGUGUCAACUCUCGAAAAUAAAAUCCGUAUCAAAAAUAAGUAUAAAUAAGUAUUCAUAAAGUGUAUGUUUUAUUAAAAUUGGAUGAAAUAUCAAAAUUUGAUUUUCUUUGCUACCUUCUGUACCGCAUGGCUAGUUUGCAUUACAAAACAAACACCAUCCUGCCUCGCGUGUCAAGUUUUUCGAUGUUACCAAGUAAGGUAUUAUCUCGAGCUCUUUUUGACAAUCUUCAAAAUUAUUCUCAAAGUCACAAGCACAUAGCAUUAUCAUGACGACCUAACGUUACAGAAGUAAACAAAUAAACUUAUAAACUUGUUUUGAGCUGCUCUUGUACUUAUAAGGAAGUUUUUAAUUUGGUAAAACCGGCCGAUUAGUAACGCAUUAUUCCGGCUUUUCUUACGUAAUAGAAGAUAACACACACACAUGUUCAUGACUGAAUACUGAAGUGUAUAUGUUGUAGUACUAUAGAUUACGUACUCUGGUACCCUAAACAUUUAUGAAAAAAAACUUUUUCACAAGAGAAAAUGCAUUUCCUGAAUAAAUGCAAAAUUGAUGUUUACCGUUAUAUUUCUGGAAUGAGACAUCUAAAUCUAGACUACAUGCCCGCAGAAAAUAAUUGAUUUUCUUUGUUUAAUAAUUCUUAUGAAUAUUAUAGCCGUCUGUAUGAGUGAUCAUUGUUAUUUUUUGCUAGAAACGUAUGUUCUUUUUUGUUUAGUUUUCGUUUGUGACGAAUUACGAGCGGUCGGUGCUUAUUCGUAUGCCCAAAGAUGGGCAUAUAAAAAAAUCAGUGAUUUUUUAUUUGUUUGAAUAAAGUUUGUUGCAAAAUCAGUUAGAUAAUUCGACAAAAAUACUCAUGAUAAUGGCUAUGCCGGCUAUAUAUACCGGAUUUUCAGUUCGCUUUGCAGUGAAGAUUCAGAGAGCCAAACAAUCAAGCGACAAGGCGUUCAAACCAAAAUUUACUAACUCGUCGUUCAAAGAGCUACCAACAUGGUCAAGUCGAACAUAAAAUGCGAUGAUUCUGUCAAACCCACUUUUGACAAGAUGACCAAAGGGAAAAAGGAAUACAGAUACAUCAUCUUCAAAAUUGAGAACAACCAAGUUGUCGUCGAUAAAACUGGAGAUCGCGACAAAACUUUCCAAGACAUGAUAAAUGAUCUUCCCGAGGAGGACGCAGCUCGAUAUGUCGUCUUCGACCUAACUUAUCGCACAAAAAGGGAGAAUCAGCUUCGAGAGAAGAUCGUCUUUCUGAGUUAUUGUCCAAGCGGUACUGAUACAAGAGAGAAAAUGCUCCAUGGAAGCACAGCUCUAGAGAUGAAGGAAAAGCUUGGAAGUUCUUUCAUCCACUUGUCGAAGCAAUGUGAUGAUCUUGGUGACAUGAACGAGGAAGAAAUCAAGGAAGAAAUGGCCACCAAAGGGUAGAAAUCUUGUAUAAAUAAACACUUUCUUAUACUUAGUAGAGUUACGGUAGAAAGCACAUUUGCAAAAUUGACACACAAAAUGUAUCUAAAGUAGUUUGUAGUUUGCAUAUUAUCAUGAUUCAGUAUAUAUAUUGCGUGAUCCAUCGCCUAUCGCUUUUGUGUUGGACAUUGUUUACAAUACUUUAUGAUAAUGUGUAUUACGUUACAUUCAGGGUUUUUCCCUAUUUUCCUCGGAGUAGACGCUCUUGGAGCGUGAAGUCGGGCUAGCUAUUUUUAAAAAUUAAGAAAGACAGGAUAUUACAUGGAUGAGCGUAUAGGAGAACGAUUGAAAGCUUUUAAACACGAUAAGAUUAUGUUAUAUUCUGUCUAAUCAUAUGAUUAUAUGAAUGUAAACUAUGGCGUAUAAUAUAUUUUUUUACUUCUAAUACAUAGUAAA
Messenger RNA from Exaiptasia diaphana, 3534 nucleotides. RefSeq names its product actin-depolymerizing factor 1, isoforms a/b-like. The record is from RefSeq and is a predicted model, not a curated record. The transcript has a single exon. The coding region runs from base 2668 to 3099 and encodes 143 amino acids. Gene Ontology annotation, biological process: cell motility; actin filament severing; actin filament fragmentation. Gene Ontology annotation, cellular component: actin cortical patch; actin cytoskeleton; cytoplasm. Gene Ontology annotation, molecular function: actin filament binding. Lineage: Eukaryota; Metazoa; Cnidaria; Anthozoa; Actiniaria; Aiptasiidae.